AUGGUCGCAGGUCUCCCUGCGGCCCACAGUGUGGACGCGGGGUUCCCUGCGGCCCACGUUGUGGACGUGGGGUUCCCUGCGGCCCACAUUGUGGUCGCAGGUAGACUGCGAGCCACAAUAGCGCCGCGGGGGAGGGGCGGGAAACAUGGAAGAGGAGGCGACAAGGAGAGAAGGGCAAGGAGAAGCAUCCAGCAGGAAACUGUAAUUUCCUUUUGUGACCCUAAAUCCAACCUUCGGUGGAUAGAUCAGGCCCUAAUUAUCAGGAAGGCGAGAUUCUACAAGUACUUGCAUACAUACUUCUCAGUGCACAUCGCAUAUAUCAAGUGUGAGACGAUUCUUCAGCCUGGGCUUAACUGUUUUGUUCGUGUUUGGAAGCAUCCUCGCAAAGCAAGACAUAAACCACGUUCUUUUUCCAAAUUAGCUAAUGCUGUUGUGUAUACCUGCAAUUUUUGUUCACACAAAAAUAUAAAACCUGGCACCCCUGAAGGUUACCUCAAAAAAAGAAAAGCUCAAAAAGCUCUUAAUGCAAUCCAAUCAACUCCCAUAGAGAAGAACUGUUUUAAGAAGGCAGACAGGAGAAAUGUCAUGAGUUCUAUGUCGAUAUCUAGUCCUUCCCCUGGGAGCACUCCCAUUACACCAACUUCAGCAAAUCUUUCGAGUACAAAGAAGAGGAAACGGAAAGCUUGGUCAACACUCCAGGAGCUUACAAAUAGCAACCAAAAAUCACCAUCCUUCAGCAAUCUGUGUGCCUUGAAAAUUCAUUCUUUCAGCUUGUGAGGUUACAGGGAUAUAGCAUUGCAGAUAAAAAAUGAUUUGUGUAUUACCAUUGGAAAUUUGGAAAUGUUUUCAUAAAUGCCUGUUGGUGCUUACCUUUUUGUUUCUCGUGGCUUCAAAUAUCAAGAAUUAGUGGGGUAUAUAUAGACAAAACUGAAACCUUUAAAUCGUCUUAUAUUGCAGAAUUUUGAAUGUCCUCUCUUCACAUAAAGAUAGGUUUCAAUUCAAAUGACUGAAAUGAGUACUGAAGCACGCAUUGCUUCAAAUCAUGAGAUAUUGUUUUAAAACAACAAAGAAGCAUCUUAGAGGUAUUCAUUCAUAUUGAAAGUUUAUUUGAAGAAUGAAAGGCUUUUAUGAAAUUUUAGUUUCAUUUGAAAUGAAAUAUGAACAUGUUUAGUAAACAUGCAUUUGCAAGAUCUCUAUAAGUUGGAUCUCUAUCAUGAGCGGAAGAGAUAAACAUCAAACAUGUAUUAAAGAAAACCAUGACUUCAUGGCCGCAACACUUUUAGAAAGAUUUGUAAAGUUGAAAUUCAUGUCUGCUCUUUCAUUAUUAACAAGAAAGAAACACUCACCAAUUUGAACACCA
Messenger RNA from Cryptomeria japonica (Japanese cedar), 1360 nucleotides. RefSeq lists its product as uncharacterized. The transcript has 5 exons. NCBI's taxonomy places the organism in Eukaryota, Viridiplantae, Streptophyta, Pinopsida, Cupressales, Cupressaceae. The record is from RefSeq and is a predicted model, not a curated record. Bases 1 to 777 code for a protein of 258 amino acids.